This is a messenger RNA of Hydractinia symbiolongicarpus, 1195 nucleotides long. Its product is annotated as SKI8 subunit of superkiller complex protein-like. The record is from RefSeq and is a predicted model, not a curated record. Lineage: Eukaryota; Metazoa; Cnidaria; Hydrozoa; Anthoathecata; Hydractiniidae. The transcript is spliced from 10 exons. Gene Ontology annotation, molecular function: protein binding. Gene Ontology annotation, cellular component: Cdc73/Paf1 complex. The coding region runs from base 88 to 996 and encodes 302 amino acids.
GUGUGUUGUAAAUAUUCAUGUAUCUUUAGCGUCGGACAAUAAGGACAGCCACCGAAAACUGAUAAAAUCGUGAAAUCUUACAGUGAAAUGUAUGCCGUAUCUCAAAAGCUAGAAAAUGCACAUGAAGACAGUAUUUGGGCAGUUGCUUGGAGGACUAAUGAAAAUGAUAAAACAGAGCAUGUGGUAACUGGUGGGAUUGAUGAUCUAGUGAAAUGCUGGAAAUGGUCAGAUGACAGCUUGCAACAUAAAUGGACAUUAGAUGGUCAUCAAUUAGGAGUUGUUUCUGCUGACAUAAACAGUACUGGGAACUUGGUGGCAUCCAGUUCAUUGGAUAGCCAUAUACGAAUCUGGGAUAUUGAUGUUGGGAAACAAGUCAAGAGUAUUGAUCUUGGACCAGUGGAUUCUUGGACCGUGACAUUUUCACCAGACUCAAGAUACAUAGCUACAGGAAGUCAUUCUGGCAAAGUCAACUUGAUAGGAGUUGAAAGUGGUGUGAAGGAAGAAACGCUUGACACAAGGAGUAAAUUUACAAUGAGUAUCGCUUAUAGUCCAGAUGGUAAAUACGUCGCCUGUGGUGCGAUAGAUGGUAUCGUCAAUAUAUUUGAUAUGACUACUAAGAAAUUGCUACACACUCUUGAAGGACACGCUAUGCCGAUACGCUCUUUAACGUUUUCGCCUGACUCACAAAUCCUACUGACGGCAUCUGAUGACGGGCAUUUAAAGAUGUAUGACGUGCAACAUGCCAACCUUGCCGGAACAUUAUCCGGACACGGCUCGUGGGUUGUGAGUGUCGAUUUCUCACCAGAUAAUACACACUUUGUCUCAGCCUCCAGCGAUAAAAGCGUGAAAGUUUGGGAUGCCGGCAGCCGACAAUGUAUUCACACGUUUUAUGAACACAAAGAUCAGGUCUGGGGAGUACGUUACAACAACAAUGGAUCCAAAAUCGUAUCGGUUGGUGAUGAUAAAGCCGUGAUUGUUUAUGAUGUACCUGUGUAAAAACAACACAAAAUUUUCGCGGGAAAUUGACAUUGUUGUCCACGCAAUGAGCAAGAAGAGGUGGUGUACCGUAACACGGAUAAGAAAACGGCAAUUCGGACUUUCGGGAUGUAUUAUAAUUGUGAAUAAUAGUCUUAAGGAACACAAAAAAGUAAAUUUUUUUCAAGGUAUUAAAAGUCUCAUUGCAAGUGACGUAAAA